This is a messenger RNA of Peromyscus californicus insignis, 1193 nucleotides long. It is a transcript of the gene Pdcd6, whose product is annotated as programmed cell death 6. Lineage: Eukaryota; Metazoa; Chordata; Mammalia; Rodentia; Cricetidae. The transcript has 6 exons. Bases 374 to 739 code for a protein of 121 amino acids. Gene Ontology annotation, molecular function: calcium ion binding. The record is from RefSeq and is a predicted model, not a curated record.
GGCUACUACUGCAGCGUCUUCUGUCCCUGAUCGUCCUUCUGAAUCGCCUGAUUGUCACUCCACUGACUCUUGGCCAAGGAAUGACUUAUUUGUCCUAGAGAAUCUUUAUCUAGUACGAAUAAUAUAAACUGGUGCAGGUGUAAAUUUAGACGGACUGGAAGAACUAAGAGAAAUUGUUCCUUAAUCUCUGGCACACCUUGGGGCAUGUGACAUUCCAGCUGAGCUAAGAGAAAGGUCUGGCCGGAGUAACAUUCCAGACCUGGUGGUUGAUAAAGACAGGAGUGGAGUGAUUUCAGACAAUGAGCUUCAGCAAGCAUUAUCCAAUGGUACUUGGACUCCAUUUAAUCCAGUGACUGUUAGGUCAAUCAUUUCAAUGUUUGACCGAGAAAACAAGGCUGGUGUGAACUUCAGUGAAUUUACAGGUGUGUGGAAAUACAUCACAGACUGGCAGAAUGUCUUCCGCACCUAUGACAGGGACAACUCUGGGAUGAUUGACAAGAACGAGCUCAAGCAAGCACUCUCAGGUUUUGGCUACCGGCUCUCUGAUCAGUUCCAUGACAUCCUCAUCAGAAAAUUUGACAGACAAGGACGAGGGCAGAUUGCAUUUGAUGACUUCAUCCAGGGCUGUAUCGUCUUGCAGAGGUUGACAGACAUAUUCAGACGCUAUGACACGGAUCAGGACGGCUGGAUUCAGGUGUCUUAUGAGCAAUAUCUCUCCAUGGUCUUCAGCAUCGUAUAACCAGGCCCUGUGAACAGCAAGCACAGCGUGCAAAAAGACUGAAAAUGCCAAAUCCCUUACCUGUGAUGAAACAGGGCACAAGUGCGGUUAGAUGCUGUUCUUCCUGUAGGCUGUAUAAUUACUAUUUGGGGACCUGGCUGUACAUAUGUGAAUAAGCUGGUUAGUGAUUCUGUAGUGGCACCCUAGCUACACUGUUAUAAUACAAACCUUGGGUUUGAUGACUAAUUGUGCCAUGAGGUGAAACCUAAUAAUGGUUCGGGAUUCUGCUCUCAAACUAUCAUGUUCUCUUCUAGAUGUCUCUAAUUCUGUAGUUGAAAUGCUUUUAUUAGCCAAUAGGAUUUUAAAAUAAUAUGGAACUUGCACAGAAGGCUUUUCAUGUGCCUUACUUUUUUAAAAAAAGAGUUUAUGUAUUCAUUGGAAUAUGUAACAUAAACAAUAAAGUAAUGAUACAGAC